CACAAGUCGGCUGUUUUUUGCAUUCCUUAAUUUCAUUUUAUUUCUUCAGUUAAUUUCCUUUUAUUUUGCUAGCAAAUUCGUUAUAUGUUACGGACGCAUCUGUGUGCUUUGGCCGUUUUAAAAUAUUAAAUAUUUAACCAAAUCAACCCUGUUUUUUAUUUAUUGCUUUGUUGAUUUUACGUUUCAUUCUGAUAAAGCGAGAUUUCUUUUAAUCUUGCUUUAUUGUUUUGCAUUUGUUGAAAGAGUCUAAUUUGGUUAACGCUAAGGACAUCUAACUUUCAUUAAAGACGACGGCAGCUAACAUGGCAGUCAGACUGUGCGAUGUGGCUUCUCUGCUGAGAAGCGGGUCGUGGGCGGCCGAGCCUUGGACCGGGCAGGUUAUUGCUGCCAUGGAGACCCAGCUGUCCAAUGGACCUACUUGUAACAGUACCACCAACGGUCCCACGACAAUGUCAAACAACUGCUCCUCUCCCAUAGAGUCGGGAAGCAUAGAAGACAGUAAAACUAACUUGAUAGUCAACUAUCUGCCUCAGAACAUGACCCAGGAGGAGCUGAAGAGUUUGUUUGGGAGCAUCGGCGAAAUUGAGUCCUGUAAAUUAGUACGAGACAAAAUAACAGGACAGAGUCUAGGGUACGGAUUUGUGAACUACGUGGAUCCAAAAGACGCAGAGAAGGCCAUCAACACACUGAAUGGCCUGAGACUCCAGACAAAAACCAUUAAGGUCUCGUAUGCCCGCCCAAGCUCGGCCUCCAUCAGAGACGCCAACCUGUACGUGAGCGGGCUGCCCAAGACCAUGACGCAGAAGGAGCUGGAGCAGCUGUUCUCCCAGUACGGACGCAUCAUCACCUCCCGCAUCCUGGUGGAUCAGGUGACCGGUAUCUCCAGAGGGGUGGGGUUCAUCCGGUUCGACCGCAGGAUCGAAGCUGAAGAGGCCAUCAAGGGGCUGAACGGGCAGAAGCCGCCGGGUGCCACCGAGCCAAUCACGGUCAAGUUUGCCAACAACCCGAGCCAGAAGACCAGCCAGGCCCUGCUGUCUCAGCUGUACCAGUCUCCCAACAGACGCUACCCAGGGCCCCUGGCCCAACAGGCCCAGCGGUUCAGGUUGGACAACCUCCUAAACAUGGCCUACGGAGUGAAAAGCAGGUUCUCUCCCAUGGCCAUCGACGGGGUCACCAGUCUGGCGGGCAUCAACAUCCCGGGGCACGCGGGCACCGGCUGGUGCAUCUUCGUCUAUAACCUGGCGCCCGACGCCGACGAGAGCAUCCUGUGGCAGAUGUUCGGCCCGUUCGGCGCGGUGACAAACGUCAAGGUCAUCCGCGACUUCAGCACAAACAAGUGCAAGGGCUUCGGCUUCGUCUCCAUGACGAACUACGACGAGGCGGCCGUGGCCAUCGCCAGCCUCAACGGCUAUCGGCUGGGGGACAGAGUUCUGCAAGUAUCGUUUAAAACCAACAAAACACACAAAGCCUAAUAUCUCCACCGACUAUAGAACAAAAACUUUAUAUAAUACAUAUACAUAUUAGUUCAAAUGUCUUUAAGUCUGUUACAAAGCAAAAUAAUUGAUAUUUAGCAUCUGUGUUUCUCCAAGUUUUUUUUUUUCGUUUUGUUUUUUUAUUACUAGUCUUUGAAACUUCCUAAUAUAUUGCAUUUAAAUAGAGCUACUACAACAAGUUUUGUUUUUUGCUCGUUUCUUAAUAUUUAUUUAUUUAUUUUUACACAGUGUGCUGUACUCUAAUACUCCUUCAAAGAAGAAGGACAUUUUUAAAUGUUGCGGCUAAAGUUUUGUUUGGUUGUGAUUUUGUUACUUACUGGUUCUGCUUUUAAAAUGUCUCGUAAGGCGUUGUAAAGUGCAUUCAUUUGUAUCUUCUCUCAGUGUCUUGAUUUGCUUCGGUGUAUUUGCCUGUAUGUGACUAACAGAAAAUACAUACUUAAAUCGAAGCUCUUUUCUUUACACAUUUUCUGUUUUUUCAUAUAGACAUUUUAUUGUAUUAGUUGGUUUAUUGGUUGGCUACGUAAUGUUGUGUAUUGUAAGAUUAACUGGAGAUGACUUUUCAUAAAGCAGUACCUUGCCAAAGAGCUAAGAACCUCUUUGAUAUGGGUUUAAAGAAGCAUCUAUUUUUAUAUUUAAAAAAAAAAAAAACAGAAGGAAAAAAACAUUUGGAGCAUCUUUUUACUGGACCUGGAACAAAUAUUUUGACUUGGAUACUUUGAGAAAUAUCUUCGUAUUACACCUUGUGAGCUUUUGAACUUUACCAGAAAGUUUGCAGCGGUCAAAAUUUCUGGAGAGCUUUAUGACGCAAGAUACCUUUUGAGAUCUUUGUAUUAUCUUAAGACUAUAUUAAUGGCUGAUGUUGGUUAAUUGGUGUUGGUUUCAUUUGUACAAUCAUAUGUUAGUCGCCCAGUAAUCCUGGGUACUCUUACAUACUGCUUACGUGUGUCUCUUAUUUUAAACAAAUAAUACAGAGUAUGAUUUUUGCAAAAGUGCAUGUGAAUUCUAAAAAGGUAAAAAUGAAGUGAGUUUAAGGGGAAAAUAAAUCGGUUCUUCCUGUAGCAUUCCCUUCUGAUAGAGCUCGGUGUUUAGUGAUGUACUUGCUAUAUUAAAGAUCCAUUUUGCCUGUAUUAAAAAUUUAGGGUUUUUACCUGCUUUUGAAAGAAAGAGCUAGACAAGUCUGCUGAAGCCGCAUCUAGAGAUGAAACAUUGAAAUGAAGAUUUAAUGUGACGUGGGUUAAGGAUUCAUUCUGAGCCAUGUAAAUAAGUCCUUGUUGUGUUGAAUAUGUGACUUUUUUUAUUUUACAUUUCAGUUUUUUGGAAAGUGUUAAGUCAUUCUUGCUUUGUUUUUGUAUCCAAGUAUGAUUUUUACAUUGAGCCCUGUUGUGUGCCAAUUAUUUCUGAAAGUUGUUUACAUUAUGAGUUCAGAUGCUUUAUGUCUUGUUCCAUGGACCUACAUUGUAUUGCAUUUAACUUUUUAGUUUGACGUACAGAUGGUCCAAUUUAAGGUUUUCAUAAUACAUUUUCUGUUUCAUGUAUAAAUUGCAUAGAUAAUAUAUAUGUAUAUGGAUGUAAUCUUCAGUUUUUAAAAAUUUGCUAACAUUUUUCAUAGACGAACCAAAUGCAUACAAUCUGUCUUAAUAUGUAAAAAUAUAUGCAGUAUAUUGAUUCAAUUACAGUGAGGGGAGGUAAUGGAAGGAUGAGCAAAAUAGCGCUUGUUACGCCCCGUACUGAGCAGCGCGCUAUGCGUUAUAUUUACCUUCGCAGCUGCUUUCCUGGUUUAUUUCAGCGAAGGUCUUCUACAAACUUUGGUUACUCGACGUGCGCAGAUGUGAAUGCAUUUUUUCCGUUUUUACUGUCCUCGGGAAGCAUCUCGCUGCUUUGAACAGCGUCUGGAAAGCGUUUCGCUAUCUUCACCGGUCCUUUCUGAGAAAGUUUACCACGGUACUGCCCAGCAAGCACACGUUCAUCACCCCGAUGUCCGCUGGAUGUAACCAAAUUCAUAGUGACGACGUUGUAUCCAGAGCGUUUGCUCACUGGCCCUACGUCGACGUGGCGGCUGUAGAAUGCAUCGGACACUGAUAUCCCAGCGAUUUAAAGCCAGCGAGCAGCCGCGCUAAAUGCUACACAUGCGAUGUACAGUAGGGUCAGUGAGCAAAUGCUGUAAAUAGCAUGUAAUCCCGAUGAAUUUGAUGACUUCGCCGUGUGUUUACUGGGCGAUUACGUGGAGAUUCCGUGUUAAUUGCCCGGGUGUUCAAGCAUCAAACGUGCAGUGUCAACACAAUCCAGCUCAACUUUAUCUCUGAGCUCGAAACGUAAGGUGAAUAUUUACUUGAAGUGGUAUGGUAUGACUCAAUCCGAGGCUGUAGGGAUGGAGCACAUCAUUUUUUUGUUGAAUAUUAAAAAGGAUGUACAUGUUGGUUUAAUUUAUGUUUGAAUACUUUGUAUUUUUUCAUGUUCAGUGCAUCAAUAAACAAUUUGAAGGGAAAA
Conger conger (European conger) is the source of this 3980-nucleotide messenger RNA. Its product is annotated as ELAV-like protein 2. NCBI's taxonomy places the organism in Eukaryota, Metazoa, Chordata, Actinopteri, Anguilliformes, Congridae. The coding region runs from base 303 to 1472 and encodes 389 amino acids. The record is from RefSeq and is a predicted model, not a curated record. Gene Ontology annotation, molecular function: RNA binding. Gene Ontology annotation, cellular component: ribonucleoprotein complex. The transcript is spliced from 8 exons.